AUGAGCUCCAUCGGCACGGGUUAUGAUCUAGCCGCCUCCACGUUUUCACCCGAUGGACGCAUAUUUCAAAUUGAGUAUGCACAGAAGGCAGUGGAUAACAGCGGCACCAUGAUCGCACUACGAGGCAAAAAUGGUGUGGUCACCGCUGUUGAUAAAGUGAUAACGUCGAAGAUGUAUGAAGAGAACGCAAACCCUCGUAUGUUCAGCGCUAACGAAGAUAUAGGAAUCGCCUUGGCAGGAGUUUAUCCCGAUUGCAGAGCUCUGAAAGAUUACGCAUGCAAUGAGGCUGUUAAAUACCUCAAAGACUAUCGACAACCAAUGCCAAUUCAGAAGCUCGCCAACGCUCUAGCUGAGUACGUCCAUGUUUUCACGCUCGGAAUCAGUCGACCAUUUGGAGCAGCUGCGUUUUUCACAUCAUGGAAUCAGAAGGAUGGUGGAAAAUUGUUCUUAGUGGAACCCUCUGGACUUUGCUAUGAGUACAAGGCGUGGGCUGUAGGAAAACACAGACAGGCCGCUAAGUUGGAAGAGUACGAUAUGAAGGACUUAGUGAAAGAAGCUGCACGGAUCAUCAUGGCUAUCCGCGAUGAGAACAAGGAUAAGGACGUCCAAAUAGAGUUAGGAUGGGUGGGAGAACACACCGAGGGCAAACAUCAGACGGUACCGAACGAUGUUGUAAGUGCGGCUGAGGAAUGGGCUCAUGCGAAACUUGAUGAGGAUGAUAUGGAUGAAUAG
Messenger RNA from Cooperia oncophora, 732 nucleotides. The record is from the annotation of a GenBank genome assembly. NCBI's taxonomy places the organism in Eukaryota, Metazoa, Nematoda, Chromadorea, Rhabditida, Trichostrongylidae.